Messenger RNA from Pantherophis guttatus, 2512 nucleotides. It is a transcript of the gene AMZ2, whose product is annotated as archaelysin family metallopeptidase 2. Gene Ontology annotation, molecular function: metallopeptidase activity. Gene Ontology annotation, biological process: proteolysis. NCBI's taxonomy places the organism in Eukaryota, Metazoa, Chordata, Lepidosauria, Squamata, Colubridae. The record is from RefSeq and is a predicted model, not a curated record.
UGCCUCAGGCAGGGGAUGGUCUGAUUUGGGCGCCAUUUAACUAGAAGAAGAAUAACUAUAAUACUAGAAUAACUUUAGCUUUAUUAUCACUUUGAAUGUGCACUUUUUAAUUCUUUUUUAAUUUUAUUUCAGAAUAAAAUUGGCUCUUCUUCUUCUCCUUCCGGGAUGUGAGCUUAAGCUGAAGAUCAAAUUAUUCCCCUCGCAGUAUGUUAUGUUGCUUCUAUAUUAAAUCACUACAGAAAUUGACCAAUAUAUAUGAGGGUAAUAAGGCAUUCUGAGGAGGCAUUGAAAACAGCUCUUCUCUCCAAGGACAGACAGCUUUUGAAGCUUUAUGAAAAGUUUGAUCCUAAGGAGAAACAUUUGCUGAAUGAAGCAUUUCAACCAGACAGUGCUCUUUUUAAACCUAUAACUCUGGAAUCUGAAUCAGACUGGAUCUCCUCACAUCCAGAACCCACCCAGGAUUUUUCACAGUUUUAUCAUGACCCCUGCAGAAAUUUGCCAACCCAACAGAAGAGACAGAUUUACAUCCAGCCUAUUGGUUCUUUUGGAGAUGCCAAAGUUAGCACAGAUGUCUACUUGAAAUGGCUGAGAGAUUACUGUGAAGCAUUUUACUACGGCCUGACUGUAAGAAUCCUAGACCCAAUGCCAGUUUCACACACAGGUUGCGCUUUUCGAAUCAAUGAAUACACACACAAUCUGCAGAUCCAUGCAGGGUAUCUCUUGAGUUAUCUAAAGAAAAAAAAGCCAAAGGAUGCUUUUUGUAUUGUGGGAAUAACCGUGAUAGAUCUUUACCCCAAGGACUCUUGGAAUUUUGUCUUUGGCCAAGCCUCCUUAACAGAAGGAGUGGGGAUCUUCAGCUUUGCCAGAUAUGACAGCGACUUCUACAGUGCAAACUACAAGGGCAGGUUGAAAACAGCAAAAAAGCUUCCUGUAGCUGACUAUUCUGUGUUUGAUGGUUACUAUACACCUGAGAUCACAAGUCAACUACUACUGAGAUCCUGCAAAACUUUGACUCACGAGAUUGGACACAUCUUUGGGCUCCAUCACUGUCAGUGGUUACAAUGUGUUAUGCAGGGAUCUAAUCAUCUGGAGGAAUCAGAUAGACGUCCAUUAGACCUUUGUCCUAUUUGCUUGCGCAAGCUGCAGUCUGUUCUUGGGUUCAGCAUUCUGGAAAGAUACAAGGCGCUACAGAGAUGGAUAGAAGAUAAAGCUAAUGGAACAGAAGAAGGGCACAGCAGUGAGGCUAGUGGAGGAUUGCCAAAGCCGGUGGAAUCAUUUACAGAAAGUUAUGAGAUGCUUAUGAAAUGCUUAGACGUUCUCCAGAAAUAGGUUUGCUCUACAGGUUCAAAGGGAAUGCUCUUAAUAUAAUGAUAUAAUCACUAUUAAAAUAUGGUGAUAAUUAAAUAUAUUUUAAGUUAAAAGCUAAAAAAAACACUUAUGGUAAAUAUUUAAGCUGUUUGUUCUAUAUCUUUUCUUUUGUCUCUAUUAAGUUACUCUUUUUCCUGGAAUGUCUAACACAGUCUAAUAACACAUUAUUUAUUUCUUAUAUUGAAAGAGUUAAGCUGUGCUGCAGUCCAAGGAACUGCUGUCAGGCAUCUGAAUUAGUUGCUUCGUCCACAAUAUUGAUUGACAAAUCAAGCCCUGUUUCUGUCUUAAAAUACCUGCUUACAUGACUUUGGAACAAACAUCAGCAACUUAAAGGUGCAGAGGCUCUGCAAAAGCUCAGUUUUUAGCGUGUUCCUAACAGCUAAAGAAGCUACAUAUUUUACAGUUCAUAAAUAAAAAUGCUACUCUUUCUUCAGAAUUGAAAAAGGAAAUAAUUUGGAGAACUGAUGGUCCUCUGGAUGACAUUGAGCAAUGACCUGGGAAAGAACAAAGGAGAAAGAGGAGAACUACACAAACACAAGGACAUUUUUUAAUGUCGGAUUAAUUUGAUUAAAGUGUGUAUCCCUCUUUAUAAGGUCUGGAACAUUUUUAAUGGGAAAUCUAUUAAGAUUUAGGAGUAAAAACCUUCUAAUUUCCUUGGUUUGGAUUAUUAAUAUAUGGCACAAUAGUGCUUUCAUCUUAAAUCUAAAUCCAAUUAACGUAUUUCCUUGCCUAAUUAAUGUUAAGCAUAUUUUUUCUCUUCUUCCUAGCUCGGUACAUUGGAUUUCCUACUGUGUAUAAUUUUCAAGGUUAAUUUUAGUUGGACGGGCACUGACUUCUUCCAGGAUGCUUUCUGAUUUCCCAGAAAUUAAUGUUUGACAUGAAAGCACCUUUAAUUUUGAAAGGAUACAGAAAUAAUUUCUUUCCACGCAAGAAAUUUUUGCAGGUAUAUUAACUUCUGAUGAGAAUUUCACCUGACAGACAAAAGGCAUAUUGAUCAUGUUACCCAGAUUUUGGGUAUAUUAUAUUUAGGACUCUUAUUUUAGAAAAAAAAUCAAAUAAAGAUCUUCCAGUGUACUUGAAAUUAUCUGUCUUUUUUGUUGACAUUUUGGUUAAUGUUCAGACACAAAAUAAAAUGAGAAACUUU